CGUGCACGUGAGCGCAGCAGUUCCCGGAGAGUCCGAAGAUGACCGAAGUGAAGUCGCGCUUGGCGCUGAUGCAAAUGCAUAAGCUUCUCUACUCCGUCAGGAUCGAAGACACGGUCUGCAUCAACAAGUUGACGACAAGCGGCGUACCACAUCUCAUCAACUGCCGCGAUCCCAAGACUGGGGAAUCAGCUCUACACAUAGCUGCUACUGGCAACAAAGAGAAUGUUGUUCAGUUGCUCUUGGAUCGUGGCUCAUGGCGAAAUCCGCAAGAUAGACAAGGCAGGACACCACUGAUGAGGGCCGCCGAACAUGGUCAUGAGCAGACUGUCAGAAUCUUACUAGUUGAUGAAACUGAGGAAUCUGAAGAAAACGAAGCAGGCAAAGAAAUAUCAGCAAGCGUAAAAUGCACUGAUUGCGAAGGCAAAAAUUCUCUCUUCUAUUGUCUCAGUCCCACAGAUCGGCACGUACGAUGUCUGCAGAUGCUUGUUGAAGCGGGUGGCGAUGUGAACUCAGAGGAUGCAAGCGGUUUACCAUUGCUCUGUGCUGCUAGCAAAGAAGGAUACGAAAGCAUAGUUGCCAAGCUGCUUCAGCUGGGUGCCGACCCGUGUGCUCAACACAAGACACUGGGUACGUCUGCUGUCAUGUAUGCUGCCGAGUGUGGCAGUAGUGAGUGCAUCCGGUUGUUGGCAAAGGCUGGUGCUGAUCUGAAUGAACCGGAUGCUAAGAAGGAGACUGCAGCUCAUCGAGCUGCAGUUAAAGGGUUCACAACUGUCCUACAUACUUUGGCUGCAUUUGGUGCUAACUUCGGUACCAUCGAUACAAAAGGCAACACAGCAAUUCACUGUGCAAUUCAAGCGGGUGACACAGAAGGCUGCAAGUUCCUGGCACAGAGAGGUUGUCCUCCCAAUAUAGCAAACGACGAUGAAAUCACACCAAAGAAACUAGCCGACGACCUCGGAUACAAAGACAUUGUGAAAGAAGUGAAGAAGGCGACAACAGUUGCACAGAAAGUCGAUCAAGGGGGCAAACCAAAGGGGUACACUGAUCUGUGGCGACUGAGGGUCUUUGAUUGGGUUUAUCAGCACAAACGGGACUGUAUUGCUGAGUUUGUGAAGCUAGAUCCUGAAGAAGAAGGAACAAUGCCUACGGAAACAUUUGUUGCAGCCUUGAAAAAUUUAGGUAUUCCUGUUCCUGAUAACGAUCUACAACAAGUAGCUGCAUUGCAUGACAAAGGAAAACGAAACAAGGUGAACUACGAAGAAUUCUUAAGAGGCACUAAAUACGUUGGCAAGCAAUAUUCUGCACAUGCAGCGGAGCCGAAAGAGAAGGGGAAAAAGAAGAAAGGCGGCAAACGCGGAAAGAAGGGUAAAUUGAAAAUCGCGUUUCCCAUCAUCUACUCAACCGAAGGCGAGAAACAAAUCAACUGUACUCUACCGGAAGUGAUGAUUGAGAGGCACCACCAUGUUUCGGAUGAUGUGAGAUUUCCUCGAGAUUCUGCACCUGAUCACAUCUUACAAGACGACUCGCUGUGGUAUCUUACUCGACCAGAUCGAACGUACAUAAAUAUAUUCGAUGCCAUUCGUCAUGGAGACAUGGAUUCGAUCCGUUUGGCAGUCAACCGUGGAACGUCAGUGAAUGUAUGUGAUCGCUACAACAAGACACCAUUGAUGGUCGCCUGCACUCAAGGUCGUGUUGACGUGAUGGACUACUUGCUGUCCCAUGGUGCUGACGUCAACGCCGCUGACUAUUUCCAGUGGACGGCACUUCACCUUGCUUGUCAUUCUGGACAUAUAAAUUGUGUUAUAAGAAUGGUUGACGCAGGAGCCGACAUCAAUGCUCAAAGCACCAACGGUGGCACUCCAUUGAUGAGGGCCGUCGAGAGUUCACAGAUUGAUAUUGUACAGUAUUUGCUUGAUAAAGGGGCGAACUGUCUAUUGGAGAACACCCAAGGAAAGACUGUCCUCGAUUUAGCCAUGCAAUGGGGCAGCCCUGAAAUUCUAUUAUUGAUACGUUCGAAAUUCGACGGCUUGCCGUCACCGAAAGACAAGAAAGAUAAAGGGAAAGGGAAAGGGAAAGGUAAGGGCAAAGGAAAGGACAAGAAAAAAGAGAGCGCGAAAUCAUCCGGGAAGGGUAAAGAAAAAGGCGCAUCACUACUGCCACCGAAACCACAUACUGUGGGUGGAGACAGGCCCUCUGUUCAUCCUGGCCUGCUCAGUACGCGGUUGCCUUCACCAGAAGCGCUUGCCUUGGCACAUCGGCAUAGAAGCAACGUUCAGCGAGCCAUGACUGCCACUCAUCUUCAUCCCAGCCAAUUGUACCAACCCAAGGUGGCGUGGACUCAGCGUCCUCCCACAACAGCUAGUGCAAUGGCUAGGAAGGCGUCGGCGAGAACACAACGGGGUAUCGAGGCGGUGGACUUUGGUGAGCAGAGGUCACCUUUUCAGUUGAGUGUGCUCGCUAAGGCGCGGGCUGUUGCCGAGGGAGCCAUUUGAAUGAACAAUUAUCGUUUGUAAUGAUAUUAGAUGAUGUAUUAAUCAUUAGUAUUCUCCGUCAUAUGUACAUUCUGCAAAAAAGAGCAGCUUUACUGAUUUUAA
Molecule: messenger RNA, 2594 nt
Organism: Corticium candelabrum
Lineage: Eukaryota; Metazoa; Porifera; Homoscleromorpha; Homosclerophorida; Plakinidae
Product: ankyrin repeat and EF-hand domain-containing protein 1-like
Exons: 18
Coding region: 39-2492 (817 amino acids)
Molecular function (GO): protein binding
Source: RefSeq, a predicted model, not a curated record